Molecule: messenger RNA, 4425 nt
Organism: Gekko japonicus
Lineage: Eukaryota; Metazoa; Chordata; Lepidosauria; Squamata; Gekkonidae
Gene: TBX2
Product: T-box 2
Exons: 7
Coding region: 911-2998 (695 amino acids)
Biological process (GO): regulation of transcription by RNA polymerase II; positive regulation of DNA-templated transcription; cell fate specification
Cellular component (GO): nucleus
Molecular function (GO): DNA-binding transcription factor activity, RNA polymerase II-specific; RNA polymerase II cis-regulatory region sequence-specific DNA binding
Source: RefSeq, a predicted model, not a curated record
GAAGGGCACGCGCGAGAGCGUCCCAGUUUUACAGCGAGAUCCAGCCGAGACCGAAAUCAGACGUCGCUCCGGCUCGCCCGCUCAGCGCGAUGGAGCGCCUGCCUCCCGCCACGGACUGCGGCGUCCUCUCGGCUCGGGCGGCGCGCGGCCCUUGACCAGAAGGGGUGGGUCGGUUUCGCUUUGGGUUGGCAAGGCCGGACCGGGAGGGGGGAAGAGCGAGGCUCGCUCGCGCCCCUCCCCAAGAGCGCCGGGAGGGAUCCGGACUUCCGAGGGUCCCCAGCGCGUCCCGGAGUCUCUGUGUUGGAGCUUCUUUCUGGGGUUCGGAAAGCCGGGGGGUCAGAAGUUGCGGAGGGGGGAUCUCCUUCCGUGAGCCCCCCCUCUCCCCCUCCCGUCUCUGAAGGCUACAAGAUCCUCUUGGGCUGCUGUUGCAAAGGACAGAUUUUUAAAGGCGUCCUUGUGGGUUGUUUGUAUUUGUCGUGUUUUUUUUUUAAAGCGGGGGAGUUCUUAUUGGGGGGGGGAGAGCAACCAACCAGGACUUACCGGUGCUCGGAAACCUCCCGAAGAACUCGGAUCCGUGGGCCGUUUUUGUGCUUUCUGGGUCUCUUCUUUCUUAGCUUCGUGUGUGUGUGUUUCUGUGUGUUUUUCUUCCGCCGACCUUCCGUUCCGGAAGAAACCCCCGAAGCCGCUUUGCUUGGGAAGAACUUGGGGCUUGAAAUUGACUAAGCCGGCGAGCCGGGAGCAGAGCGAGGUGAAAUUGACUAGCCGCCGCCGGAGAUUGUUCCCGGGAGGUGUGUGCCGGGUGGGGGGGUGGAACUGAAACUGACAAGCAAGCAACCGCCUCCCCCCUCAACUCCCAACCCCUCCCUCGCCGGAGGGAACGCGCUCUCCUCCUGGAUUUGUGGAUGUACUAAUGAGAGAUCCAGCGUUCCCGGGGACUGCCAUGGCGUACCACCCGUUCCACGCGCCCAGACCGUCAGAUUUCCCCAUGUCUGCCUUCCUGGCCGCCGCUCAGCCCUCUUUCUUCCCGGCUUUGGCUCUGCCCCCGGCCGCUCUGACAAAACCUUUGACGGAUCCCAGCCUGGCCGGGGCCGCAGAAGCCAGCCUGCAUGUCUCGGCCCUGGGACACCACCACCAGGCCGCCCAUCUGCGGUCGCUGAAAAGCUUGGAGCCCGAGGAAGAGGUGGAGGACGACCCCAAAGUGACCCUAGAAGCCAAGGAGCUUUGGGAUCAGUUUCACAAGCUGGGGACCGAGAUGGUGAUCACCAAAUCGGGAAGGCGAAUGUUCCCCCCUUUCAAAGUGCGCGUGAGCGGCCUGGAUAAGAAAGCCAAAUACAUUUUGCUGAUGGACAUCGUGGCCGCCGACGACUGUCGCUACAAGUUCCACAACUCGCGCUGGAUGGUGGCGGGCAAGGCCGACCCGGAGAUGCCCAAGCGGAUGUACAUCCACCCGGACAGCCCGGCCACCGGCGAGCAGUGGAUGGCCAAGCCCGUCGCUUUCCACAAGCUCAAGCUGACCAACAACAUCUCGGAUAAGCACGGCUUCACAAUCCUGAAUUCGAUGCACAAAUACCAGCCUCGAUUCCACAUAGUCCGGGCCAAUGACAUUCUCAAGUUACCCUACAGCACCUUUCGGACGUACGUGUUUCCUGAAACCGAUUUCAUCGCCGUGACUGCCUACCAAAACGACAAGAUCACCCAGCUGAAGAUCGACAACAACCCCUUCGCGAAAGGAUUCCGAGACACCGGGAAUGGCAGGCGAGAAAAAAGGAAACAGCUGACGCUCCCCUCGCUGCGGAUGUACGAGGACCAGUGCAAGCCCGACCGAGACGGAGGCGAGUCCGACGCGUCUUCGUGCGAGCCGGCCCCGGCCCGCGACCCGCUCCACUCCCCGCUGAGCACGGCCCCCAGCCCCCUCAGGCUGCACCGCCACAGCAGAGAAGACAAAGGCAGUGAUCACGAGUCGGAAAAACUCCUGGAAGGAAAGAGACCCAGUCCGGACCUGGAAAACCGCAGUCCACGCAGCAGCAGCAGCCCUGAGAGGAGUCGAGUCGGCAAAGCCAGUGAGAUCUCUUUGCCCAAAGAAGGCCUCGCCGAAGGGGCCCUGCUGAGCCCUCUGGGCCUGGAGAAAGACAAAGUGGAGGGGCGAAGGAAAGAGCCGCUGCCACCACCACCCCUGCAGGAAGGCUCCAAGAAAGAGGCCCACGGGGACUGUGCUCCCCUGGGGGGCAGCAAGGAGUCCUUUGCCCCCCUGAUGGUUCAGACGGACAGUCCUCCGCACCUGAGCGCGGGGCACCUGCAAAGCUUGGCUCUCUCGGGCCUCCACGGGCAACAGUUCUUUAACCCCCUAAGCGCCGGGCAGCCCUUUUUCAUCCACCCGGGACAAUUUGCCAUGGCUCCGGGGGCCUUCUCUGCGAUGGGCAUGGGACACUUGCUGGCAUCCGUGGCAGGCGGAGGGACCUUGGAGAAUGGAGGCCUGGCGGCCACGCAAGCAGCAGCUGGUACAGCAACCCCCUUCCCUUUCCACCUCUCCCAGCACAUGUUGGCUUCUCAGGGAAUCCCGGUGCCUACCUUUGGAGGACUUUUUCCUUACCCGUACACCUAUAUGGCAGCGGCGGCUGCAGCUGCCUCUGCCAUCCCGGCCACCAGUGCGGCCACGGCCAGCUCCUUAUCCCGGAACCCCUUUCUGAGCAACGCCCGUCCCCGCCUGCGUUUCAGUCCCUAUCAGAUCCCGGUUGCCAUCCCACCCAGCACCAACCUCUUAACCACUGGUCUGCCUACCAGCUUGAAUGCCGGCUCGGAAGGGUCCAAGCCCGGGAGCAGUAGGGAAUCGAGUCCCCUUUCGGAUCUGCCCGUGCACAAAUCCAGCAGCCAACGGGUCUCUUUGUCCCCCAAAGGGUCCCUGAAGGAUUCCAUCAAUGAGCUGCAGAACAUCCAGAGACUGGUCAGUGGUUUAGAAACCCAGAGGGAGGUCUCCCCAGGGAGGGAAUCCCCGAAGUGAUGGCCUCUGGAGGCACCCGGCUCAAAAGGGCUGAGACAGAACAGGGGACAGAGGUGUACAGCACAGUAUAAAUAUUUAUUUUAAACAAAGGAGGUGGGGCAAUUGAUACUGUCCGGGGGGGGGGGAGAACGAAGGACAAUCAGAGGUAACCCCUAUGGAGACAGCCAGAUGGAUCAAUAGCUGGAAGAGGUACAGUUCAGUCCAGUGUAUCGCGAGGCCGAAGAAGUACGGGAGAACUACUGCUGCAUUCUGGAGAUGGUCCCUCCAUAAACUCCCCAAAACACACGUCUCCUGGUCCCGGUUCUGGUGGAAGACACAGAGACUGCUCUUCCCUUCUCUCCGGUCAGCCUAAAAUCUACACUUCGAAUGGCCGAACGGGGAUCUCAAGUCCACAGUGUAAAUAACCAGCUGCCGGACAUGGGGGUGACCUAGAAUAUCAUCAUGGAAGAAAAUGACCCACAUUGUCUAAUUCUAACUUUUUCCAAAAAAAAAAAAAGGAAGAAAGAAAGAAAGAAAGAAAGAAAGCAACACUGUCAGAGAGGCAUUUUGCUAUUUUCUAUGUCAACGGAUGGAUUUUUCUGAAACUAGGAUUUUGUUGUCAUUGUAAAAACAAGGACAGUUGGAAGGGGAAUGCCGUGAACUCUGGCUGUGGGACAGUCCCUAAUAUGACAGCAAAAUCUGUAGAGAUGAUGCCCACGUACCCACCACUCUUGGAAGGCCAUAAGAAAAAUUCAGAAUUGGUACAAUUAGUGUAAUGACCCCCCCUUUUUUUCUUCUCAUUUUGGACCCUCUCUGUGUACCAGAAAAGAAACACACACAUAAUAUUUAUGGAAUAAAUGGUAAUUUUGUGUAAAUAAGCUAUACAGAUCCCCAAAUAUGCAAAAAUUGGUAUUAAUUUAUUCAGAGUUGUACAUUGGAAUGUACAUAAUUAGAGUUUAACUCAUCACAUUUAAUUGUUCUCUCUUUUUCUUCUCAAUUUUAUGUGAGCAUACAUAUUGUAAAUGAAGACCUAUUUAGCUCUUUGUGAAUGGAAAAAAGAUAUUGGUUUUCUUUUAUGUCUGAAGAAAAAGAUUGUUUACCCCGCCUGUCUGAAGACUAUCACGUGUGCCAUUGACAAUGUUUUUAGGUCAUGAGGAAAAGGAAGAAGUUGGAAUAAUUUUAAAGGAUUUCUACAAGGACUAUAAUCUCCCCUCCCUCCCCAUAUAUCAAAAUCAGAAUUUAACAUUGAACACAAAUAUCUUUUACAGUGCGGGGUAUACAAAGAUUGCAGGAAUUAAACCUCAGGAUUUUAUUUUUCACUCCAGAACAACAAGAAAAGAAAAAAAGUCCCCAACCCUUAAAACUAUACUAAGAUUUAAAAUAUCACAUGGAUGGUGUGCUAUAUACUUGUUUUAAUUUUUUAAAAUGACUAGAAAUGUGCUGGUUAU